Molecule: messenger RNA, 936 nt
Organism: Helobdella robusta
Lineage: Eukaryota; Metazoa; Annelida; Clitellata; Rhynchobdellida; Glossiphoniidae
Exons: 1
Coding region: 1-936 (311 amino acids)
Biological process (GO): poly(A)+ mRNA export from nucleus
Cellular component (GO): nucleus
Source: RefSeq, a predicted model, not a curated record
AUGGCUGCUCCCGAUAAUGAGCCUACUGUUUAUGAUUUUGAUCUGAUGAUGGCGAAGAAGAAGGAAGAAAGAAGGAGGAGGAAAAGAAAAAUAGAUGACGUUGACCUCAUUAAUCACAACGACGAUGCCAUCGCAGAAAUGAUAAAGGUCAUGAAUACAGCUGCUGAGCAAGAUAGGCAAUUGAAUAGCCAAAACAAACCGGCCAUUCAAGUUAUGCGACAACUACCAUACGUCAAGGCAAAACUCGGUAAACUGGAAAUCGUAGAAUCGCUAUCAGAUCCCGGAAUUCUAAGUUCUGUAGCAAUCUGGCUGGCACCUUUGCCCAAUCUUUGCUUGCCUCAUCUGGAAAUUAGGGAGGCACUCCUGAAACAGCUACUUGAAUAUCCGCCAAUAAGUAGCGAGGCAUUGAAGGCAAGUGGUCUCGGAAAAGCAGUGGCCUACCUUUCCAAACACCCAAAGGAAACCGCCAUUAACAAAGGUAGAUGUCAGCAAUUAAUAACAAGGUGGGCCAAACGAUUAUUUUGUCAAGAUGCUUCUUUCAAAGAUUUCACAAGAGAAGAGCGACAGCAGAGAGAUUUAAAAUGCUGUCCUAAAAAACGAAAACUCACCUCAAAAACUGAGCAGGAAGAAAAAAAUUCCUCCGGUGAACUCGUCGGAUUUACCGGAGCCUUAACCGUGAAGAAGAAAGACGAACAACGUUUAUUGCGGGAAGAUACGAAUCCGGCUGAUAGAGCUAGAGUACCGGAACCAUCCCUCACGGAAUAUAUCAUUCGACCAAAAUGGAAGAUUGAAGGUGGGCUAGCGGAGGGUGGGUCAAGAAAAAAAAAACUAACCAGGCUGGAUGAACUGAAUAGAAAAGUAAAAGCGAUGAAAAGAGCCAGCAUUUCAAAGCCAGGGGUUUCCGUCAGCCUCCAGGGAAACAACAUGAACCUAUAA